Molecule: messenger RNA, 710 nt
Organism: Planococcus citri (citrus mealybug)
Lineage: Eukaryota; Metazoa; Arthropoda; Insecta; Hemiptera; Pseudococcidae
Exons: 3
Coding region: 126-650 (174 amino acids)
Source: RefSeq, a predicted model, not a curated record
AGACGAGCAUAAAAUACAAAGAAUUCUAUCAGGAGAAAUAAUAGGGAUUCGUUAUUUUAUCUGACAAAUUGGUAGUUUUUUUCUUUUACUGAUCGGCAAAUGACGUUUUGCUAACUCAAUUCGCCAUGAAUUUAUUUUGGAUUUUGUUCGCCGGCUUCCAAUUUCUCGAACUCACCGAAGAAACCGUCCAAUUAAAAGCACUACCCCAAGACAGUUAUGAAAGUCCAAUAGCCUUGAUAAGAAACCAGGGCUCAACUCGAUUGCAGUUGGCCACACCUGUCGAAUAUGAAACCGGAAAAUACUGGAAUAGAGCAAUUUACGCUUAUAACGAUUCUGCCGAUGAACACGGUCCUGCAGAAGAAUUCAGAACCGCGUGUCCUUUAUCAAUAUAUACUUCUCAGGAAAGUGAAAAGCGUAUCGAAAGAGAAUGGAGGGCAAAAAACCAACCAUCAGAAUACGGUUCAUUGUUUUUUGUAGACGAAGUUGAUUGGAUGUACGAUUUGCAUUGCGAUGGCUGUUCUAUCAAGCCUUCGAUACAACGUAUUACUAACGAGGAAGGUUCUGUGGAAUCUUGUGGUCUAUCUGCAGCCGAAAUGUGGGGUGUCGGAUUUCCGAUAGCUGAUAAAAAACAAAAGGUACUUGAUCAUUAAAAUUUUUCUCAAGUAGUAAUUUUAGAUAAGGAAAUCAACGGAGGUCGAAGGCACUCAGCU